CAGUGUUUCAGACCUGUCCACAGAGGAGGGAGAACAAGAGAGAAGAAGAAGAAAAGACACCUGAGAGAGAGAUAGAAAGAGAGAGAGAGGGGGAUAAACUCAGAGAGGAAGACGUUGUCCAGGAGGUUUGAGGAUAAGUGAGCCAUUAGAGGAGAAUAAAAAGAGAGGAGGACAGCAGGUUUAAGGUGAUUCCUCAGAGUUCAGGUUGUGAUCAGUCUGCAGUAUGCUCCUCCUGCUCCUCCUGUCCCUGUCUGCUCUCCUGCUUGGGGGGGACGCUCAGGACCGAGCCGCUCUGUGGAGAGGAAACGACCGAUCCGGGCGCUGUCAGUACACCUUCACUGUGCCCAGCCCCACAGAGACCAGCUGCCCACAGACCGGGGGCCCCGAGCUGGAGGGUCUGAAGGCCAGACUCAGUCUGCUGGAGGUGCUGGUGGCCCGACUCAGCGGAGGUGAGGCUGGGGGUCCUGCUGGGGGGUCCAGGUCCAGAGGUCAGUCUGAGCUGCAGACGGCUCUGAACAGAGCCAUGGGGGAGAGGAACCUGCUGCAGGGGGAAAAGGAGCGUCUGGAGCAGGAGCUGCAGGGGCUGCAGAGGAGGAUGGAGGAGAUGAGGAGGGAGACGGAGAGGCUGAGGAGCAGACCCUGCCCUCCCCAGGUCCCAGUAGUCCCUCCAAACCCGGCUCUGCAGGGUGGGGGCCUGAUGAAACCUGCUCAAGGUAGGAGAUGCACACAGCAAAAUCAACCGACUGAUUAAAUUCUCUGAAAAAAAAUCAUUUUUUUUUUAAAACCACAUGAAGUUUCACUCAUUUCUUUAAAUCUUUGAAUAGUGUCAGAUUCUUUAAAAUGAGGAUUUGUACAUUUUUUACAGUAAAAGACAACUCUUCAGGUUUUUAUCUGUCAAAUGGAUAAAAAAAGUGCUUUAUAUGGGGAAUUUAGACACUCUAAAGCCUUGAUGAGACAUUUGCUCUGCAUCUUUAGCUGUUUUAUGGCCAUGAAGUGACUGUCAGAGCAACAGUGAUGAAAACAAUCUGAAGCUGCAGCCCUCUUCGUUUCAUGACUAAGAUUUUGUUAUAGAAAUGUGCAUCACUAAAUCACAUCCUGAAUAGGAACUGAUUCAAAAACAUUUUAUUUAUGAGCUCUGUGUUUUUUCGAUUGUUGUGUAAACUCCCCUCAGAACUUGAAGAAAGACGCAGAGCUAAAUGAUCUAAUAACGUGCAGACAGGCUGUCAGUCAGUGAAACACGUGACCUGUGAGUGUGACUGAAGAUUACAGGUUCAUUAACACAUUAAUGUCAGCUAUGUGUGGAACAUCACGCAUGUAAGGAACAGAGCAAUGCACAGAAUCUAUGUGUGUGUGUGUGUGUGUGUGUGUGUGUGUGUGUGUGUGUGUGUGUGUGUGUGUGUGUGUGUGUGUGUGUGUACGUGUGUGUGUGAAGCCCUGUUUGUCUGCACAAAUCCCCUAAGAGGCCACAGGGUGAUAAAGUGUGAGGCAUCAGUUUGUGUGUGUGUGUGUGUGUGUGUGUGUGUGUGUGUGUGUGUGUGUGUGUGUUGUGGUGGAUGUUUUAGGUGAUCCCAGGCUCAGGUUCCCGCUUCCUGUCCGGGUUUGGGGGUCCUGGAUUUGGAACAGAGGGGGGUGGGGGGGUGGGUCAGCUCAAUCUUUAUGACGGUGUUUCCCUCUACAGGUCCAGCAGGGUGUGAAUAGCUCAGUUUAGGGGGGCUGAAAUGUGAUGCGGGCUUUGGAAGUGGUCCGUGCCAAGGUCUCAUCUCAGGGCUUUUGAUGACGCCUGGUGGGUCAGGGCUGAGGAGGUUUGGGGGGGGGGGGGCUGAGAACACUAAACCUGGGGUUAUCCUGGAGCCGGGGGGGUUAAGCCCUGGUAUUCUGCAUGUUUGCAGCAGCCAAACAUCCGUCUGAUUGUUCUCCUCUUUUCAUCCCUCUUUUCUUCCCUUUGUUUGACUCCUCCUCCUCCUCUAGAGAGGAUUUCAGUUGUAAAGACUUCCAGCAGCCAUAAAUCCUUCCUCACAAACUCCCUCAGCUUCAGCACGACUUAUAGACUCUCUGUGUCUGCUGCAAGCACCAGGUUAUCUGUUUAACUCCUCAUGUUUACACCUGCGCACCCACAAACACACACACACACACACACACACAGAGUCCCUGAGGGGAGGGCAGAUGGAGAAUAGAUCAGUAGGGGGGAAGAUACACAUAAACAGAGGAGAUACAGCAUCAAAUGUUCUGGCUCUAGUUUGAUACAAAGACAGAAGAAAUACAAGCCCAGUGCUAAUUUUGGAUGAAACCAAAAUUAGAGGAGGGGGAGGCCUUUUUCAGAUUGGUUGGUAGAGGAUUGUGCAUGACUUGAAUCAUGUCUGUCUCCUGAGACUCAUGAGACUGUUCAGUGAAAAAAGUGCAAAGAAACAAACUAGUUUUUGCAACAUGGGGCAACAUAAAUGUAACACACAAGACAGCCACCAUGAAGAAACAAAACGACCAGUCAGUCAAUCAGUCAGUCAGUCAAAGCACGUGAGAGCAGGUUACUCAGAUCUGUGAUGAAAGCAGCCGUCCUGAUAUUCAGAUGCUUUCUCCCAGUUUCUAGAAGGUGCAGCCAGCAGACGCUGCACUCAUAAAUAAUGUUUGAUGAACUCCUGAGAUGUCUGAAAUACUUCUGCUCUCGUGCAGCAGGUAGAGGUAGCACAUGGCCAGCAGUCAGUGUUGGUGAAGCUUUAGAGGCUUUCAGUGAGUUCACACAGUAAAAAAAAAAGAAAACUGUAGCAGAGACCUGAGACCUGAGAGAGAAAUCUGAAAGAAAGAACACCUGAAAUAAGCUCGGACUGAUUUACUUCAGAAACAGAUCAGAGUUUGAGUGUGUAUGAAUGUGCAUUCACGUCUGUAAAGAUUCAUCUCUGAGAAGCAAUGAUCUUUGUCAGUCAUUCAUUCAUCUAAUUCAACUUUGACACACUCAGAGUGAAAACAUGAAACUUUAUAGCUCAUCUAUUUGAUUUGAUUAAGGCCUCAGAGUUAUGCAUUGAUUUGCAUAACUGUGGGUGUAGAUGAGUUGACUGACAGGUGGGGGCAUACCGUGUCAAAGUAAAUGCUUUGUCACUCUGGACCUGCUUCCUCCAUUUGAUGAAAUAUCUCUGCUGCAGGUGUUGCUCUUUGCUGAGUCAUUUGAUUAUUUGAAGUGGAAUUUAGCAACACUUUGGAUCGCUUGCCACAGUGUGCUAUGUGAUCCUCUUUUUCUUGUUUGAUUGAAAGCAUACAAACAGUCUAAUAAUAUAAUAAUAAUAUUUAAAAAAAAGCCACAGACAUGGUGAUGAGAUGUUUAUUGGUUAAAUAUGGUGACUAUAUUCCCAAUCCCCAAAAAGAGGACACUACUGGGUGGGGCGGAGUCGCUUGUAGUUAAUUUUGAGAGUUUUUCGGGUGGGGCUGAGUUUUUUUACGCACUUCUAACUCAGUUAGUUUACGCAACACAAAUUCAAACCUUCCAUACAAAACCCCGAACAUUUGAAGAAUUUUAUAAACUCCCCCUGACGAGGCCAGACAGCCCCCCAAAAAGAGGAUUUGUCCAGGUAAAACACAUAGGUUGGAGAAAGAGAAACCAAAAUCUUAGAAAUCCAGAGCCAUUUUUUCGUCAGCUGAACUUAGCCAGGACAAGAUUUUAUUCCAUUGCAUUUUUAUACUUAUUAUGUGAAAUUUAAAAAAAAAAAGAUCUGGGCAUGCCAAAGUGCUGAAAUCAACACUGGUAAUAAAGCAGCAGUUAGCAUCAGUGAGAAGUACAAGGAUGGAGCCAGCACAUAAAAUACCUCUAAGUAUCACAGACCUAGACAAGGAGCUGACUUGGUGUAAGGAUUUUCACUGAGUUAUAUAAUGUCUGAUGAUUAAAAGCAGUUUUUUCUUUUAAAAAACAGUCAAUAAAACAUGAACAGCACAAGAUCAGCAAAGAUAUGAAUGUAGCUGUUUGACCACAGGGGGCGCCAAAGUCAAUACAAGCUGACAAACUUAACCCUCCUCCUGUUUUAGGGUCGGCACCGACCCGUUUUUGAUUUUAAAAGCUUAAAAGAACCACUUAGAUAAGUUUUUUUGCAUCAAGACUUUUUGACUAUGUCAGGAACCUCUAUUUUAAAUUGAGCAAAUUAUAAAAUGCACGUAUUAAAAUUAUGGCACUUGUCAUGUUAGGGUCACUGUUGACGGUUAGAUCAAUAUCUAAUAAUUAGAGCAAAAACUGAAAUCAUAAGUGUACUGUCAGGCACCACACUGACAGUCAGAUCCUCUUCCAAUCAUGGGAGAUUUAGGAAAUUCUCAUUUUGCCAUGUAUUUCUCAGCACAGAAAACAACGUCAGGCAUGUCCAGACAUGUGAGAUCAAUUCAGUAUAGAUGUCUGUGUGAGAGGUAUACUGACAAAGUAAGGCCCAGAGGACCACUACAAAACUAUAAUAAGUAAUAUUUUCAUGGAUAAUGAAGCCUAACAAGGUAACCUAGAGAUGAGAACCAAAUUGGAUGAUAGAGAAUUGUUUUUAGUGUAAUUUACAGCUGAUUUAAGACACAGGUCAAAACUGACCCUUAACAUGGUCGGUGCGUAGUAAAAGCUAACACAGGAGGAAGGUUAAAACAAACACCUCUUAGAGUCCGAUUUCACAUCCCAUGAUUUCACUCUGAAUCAUGAGAGGAAUAAAAUGUUUAAUGAGGACGAUGGCAGAGGGCCGCUGAUAGAUUUAACCCCUCCCCUCUUUAACUAAACUCUUGAAAUAGAUCUGUUCUUUGUUUCUGUCUCUCAGUAUCACCUCAAACAGAGACCUGGUCCUUCUGUAGGUACAUCUGUGAUGAUGGGGAGGAGGAUAAAUGGCUGACAUCUACAGGCCCAAGUCAGCUUUUCAAACACAUUUCUGUUUGUAACUCAGAAACUUUCCCACAUCACUGCAGUUCUUCAUCAUUACACCCCUCUUCAUCAGCGUCUUGAAUCUCCCUCCUCCUCCAGAUGUUGGUGUUUAAUGUGCUCUGCACCAUUAGUGCUCUUUUUACGCCUGAAAUCUCUGCAGGCUGCACGUGCGGGAGAAGAACAGCAACAUGUUCCGAGUGAACAGGAGGUCAAACUCAGGAUCAGACUUCCUCUAAUAGAAAAUCAUUGAAAAACAUCAUUUAAUCAUGUUCGAAGGAGUUUACAGACUCUACACAGCACUGUUUGAUGUAGGAGUCAGAGGGAGGAAAGAGGAAGGAGGGAGGAAGCUCUGAGCGGCUGGUUUGAAGUUUGAGGACAGUGUCAGGUGGGACGGGGGGGUUGAGUGUGUCAGGUAUGUGUGUUACAGCAGGUCGAUGCAGGGACUGUGUGACUCUGGAGCAGCUGGGAAUCCAUUCAAGGGUGUUUGUUUUCUGCCGUCACAUUCCUGCUGUCAGCCAUGUUUGGAUGCACAAUCACUCGCUCACGGUACUAAUAAACCCCGUCUGUGUUCCUGUGUGUGUCUCCAGGUUCCAACCCCAUGUCUCACCUGGUGUCCAGACCCAACAGACAGGGGGACAGCAGCAGUUUGAGAGGUGAGGUGUGAUUUCUGAUGAAUUUCCUCCACCUCUCUGUGCCCUCUCCACCUAAACUCACAUCUCUGUCUCUGUUUCUGUUUCUGUCUCCAUCCAUCUUGAUCAGACUCAGCGUGGCAGUUUGGAUCUCCAGGUUUCCAGGAGCUGAAAGCUGAGGUGACAGAGGUUCCUGCUCCUGAUGGCUCGGUGGACUCUCCAGGUCUCUGAAAUGUUUAUAUCUUUCUGAAAGGACUGCAAAGUCAGACACGUUUUACCUGAAGAAUCAAUACUCUUCAGAAGCUCAAACCCAGGUUUUCUGCUGGGUAAGGCAGCCAUUAUUUCUAAUUUAUAUCAGUGUUACACAGGAAAUCCAUGCAGACCCAUUGCAUCAGUUAUAGUGACAGAGUCUGCAGUACUUUUUAAAAAUAAUCUGCAGAAAUGACAUAGUUUUGCAUUUCCAUCAGAAUUUUGCAAAAAUGCAAAUUUGACAAAAUUUUCCACCAUCUAAUGCCACCUUAUUCUGGAGAGAAACCCCCCCUGAACAAAAACGCCACUGAAGAUUUUGUUUUUGUAGUCAAACCUUUAGUUUCUGACACAGAUCUCUGAACAAACUAGAAGUACAAAUGUAUAUCAUAUCAAACAUGUGCACCUUAUGGCUUUUGCUGAUCCUUCCCUGUACAUGCGAAGAGAGGAUGUUCUGGCAAAAAAAAAUUCAACAGUCAAAUGUGUCAUUUUUUGUUAAAAUUUGCUGUUAAAAAAGCAACAACUGUUUUUCAGCCUGUUUUUUUCAGCAUGGUUUAAAUUGUCGGUCAAACACCUACCUUCUUGAAGUGGCCUUAGGUAUUUGAAACCACAGAGUAGAGAUUAUAAACCUUCUUGUUGGUCUUGUUUGCUCUAUAGGGUCAUAAAGAGACAUCAGUAUCGAUUUCAACAUCCAGUUAGAAACUCCUCAGAGAAGCUUUUAAGUUCUUAUUUUGCUCUCUCACACACACCGGUUAAGGUAACCCCGGGGUGAAACUAACAAAAAAAAAACUGCUCUCAUGUUUUCUGAGUUAUGUAACCUGCAGCUUGUUUUUGUGCUUUUCUGUUAGGAACAGUUGAUGACAACAAAGAUAGAACAAAAAAACGUUGCCACAUGUCGAGAUAGUGACCCUCGAUUUGCAAAAGUCACACUGCACGAACCACUGCUGUUGCACACUUGCUCUUUCUUUUAGUACACUCAAUCUGCAUUCCAUUAAUGUUCAAGCAAGGAGGACCCAAACAAAACAGGGUUUUUGCUAGAACCAAACAUUUUACAGUCCAUUUAUAUUAAACCUUUUUGUUGAGAAACCCUUCAGAGAACCAGAACAGAAGUUAGACUAUCAUCCUCUGCAGUCUGGGUCAUCUUUACCACUUCAUUUAGGUCACUUUAACAAACUACAACAAAAACUCUGUUCUCAGAAUAAUUGUUGGCCCAAAUGAGCGUCUAGACUAAGUUAUAGUUCUCCUCAUGGAUUAAGUAUGACUGGGUACUCUUCAGUCUUGUGCUUAACACAUACAGUAUAUCCACCCUGAGCUGACCUUAUAUGGACUCAGCUGCUCUUUAAACUUCAGGACACACUGACCAAUGACCUUUACAGCAAAGAUACACAUGAAGUCUCUGAGAGAGCCUUAAAGUUAAAGUUAGAGGUUAAUGUUGGCCGUUAUCUUAGAUGGUGUAUGCAUGGAAGAGUUUGUCCAAACCCCCAAAACUCUUUACAGGAACUCUGUGGAUGAAAUCUGUGUGAACAAAAACAAAAUCAGAUUGAAGAAGAAAAUAUAAAUACUAAAGAUAAAGAAAUGUACAUUUGCUCUGUAGAGUUCGACAUGUUCAACGCCAUCCUCACCCCUUCCUCCCCCUAUGUCCAUCUGAGCUGCAAACACGACACUGGGCCCCCCUGCUGACAGCCUCAAAGCAAAUACUGCUAUUAAUACAGCAGCAUUGAGGGCGAGAAUACGUCAGACAUGCUGGUUUGUGGGUCCGAUUGCUCGUGUGAGUUACAUGUUUGUGUCAUAAAAGUUAAAGAGGGGAAACUCUAACGAGGAUGUCACAGACUGUUUAACCAUCACAUGAUGGGAGCCAUGAUAACAAGCCUUAUCUCACUGUGCUGAAUGACUCUCAGCAUUGUUUCAGAGAUCGGGAAAUCACCCCAGUCAGCCGCCACGUGAAGUCAUUUAAUCUCUGAUGAAGCCAUACCACGAGGAGCUACGUGUGUCAGCUGUAUUUAAAAGACACAUUUAAACCCUUAAUCCUUGGUCAGACUGUAUUUUAGGAAGUGGUAAAUAUACAUCCGGCCUUAUCGGUUUCCCAGCAGGCCGAGCUGCACAGUUCCUGUCCUGGAUGAGGUGUGACUGGUCUGAUGAAGGUGACUCAGGCAGUUUCUGUAAACCUGACGAAAGGAGCUGACCUCAUAACGCCCUGAUCUGCUCUCAGGUUGCCUUCAUCACCCUCAGCUGCAAAUACGAGGGUCCUCUUUUGUGUCUGACAUCUCCUGGAGUCACCUUAAAAUGAUAUUUCAGGAUUUUUUAAGUGGGGUUGUAUGAGUUAAUGUACAUGUCACUAGUAAGUGUUUUAGACACAGUGGAUGUCAGUCACUGAAGACGAAAUUAGUAACACCAUCACUAUUGCUGGGUGAUUUUUAACCAAAAUAAUAUACCCAAGAAAAAGUACUUGUCAUCAAAAUAUGUAAAAAUAGGACAAAUUAAAGUAGUUUUCUUUUACUUUUAACUGCGCAAUGUCCAAAGGGAGGAAAAAAAGUGCCAUGAUAUAUAUAUACAUAUUAUUAACUUAGUUUCUUUUUCACCCAUUCCUGGGGUCUGUGAGUCUUCCCUGGUGAAGACUCAGGGUCCUUGGUACCAUAACAGCUGCAGGAUAGAGAACAAAAAUAUGGCAGAUUUUGAGUGAGUAAAAAUGACCAGCUGACUAAAAUAUUUCUUAUCACCAUAUAAAUUCCCUGAAGAUCACUACUUUGUGAUAGUUAUUCAUAACCACUGCGCUAAAUAAAGAUAGCAUGCAAAUUCCAGGACCACUCUUACUGACCUUUUUCGCCUACAUGCAGCUAUCAAAUCCACCCAAACUUACUUACCCUCUAUCACUAUUGCCGGGUAAAAACCACUAGAACAUGUGCCUGGGAAAAAGUGGGUUUUGGAAAACAAAUAUGCCUUCAAAGAUGUCAAAGACAAUGCUGAAGCUACCCAGGGACCCAUGAUACUCAGACAAACACAACAUCAUGAAAAUCACGUAAACAUGUUUGAUCGGGUGAAAAUCACCCAGCGAUAGUGUUCUAGGGUUAAUGAGAAACUUACAGGAGAACCAGCACACAAGCUAGGCUAUAGUUUUCUGCCAACUGGGCCGAAUCUACCUCUUAAUUUACUGUAGCUAAUUAAGAGACUCCGACCCAAACACUCCUUUCAGUUUAAGUGUUCACUCUACUGAGAAACUGUCAGCACGUCCCCAUCAGGCAGCUGUUUUUGUACUAUUAGCAAACACAACACACAAACACACUUCUCCACAUGCAGUGCAUUUAGCUAAUCAGGUCUUUGAUGUUUGAGUCACUGACAGAGUGUGACUUUCCCGUUUUUUUCAACUUAGUUUUUUGUAAUGUUAUUAAUCAAAUGCCUCAGAUCAGCCUUUGGAUACAGUGACGUGUGUAGAGUUUGUUAUUUCAGCUCAGUCUUCUCCUUCAGCAGCAAACACAGUGUAAUUUGAUAAGGUAAAGAUAUCCUGUGGACCGUGGGUUGUGUCGUUAUGCUGUAAAAAAACACUGAGAGCUGAACACUUACUCUGAAGACACUCUUCCAUUCAGCUUUUCUGGUUUUCUGAUUGAACUCCUAAACGUUAAAGAAAGUGGGUAACAAACAGCGUUCAGUGCUCAUCACAGCAGUGGACUCUGGUUGGUGACAGUUGCAGACUGCAGCCUGGACACAUAUCAUCCCUGUCUGAAUCACUUUUUCAGUUUGUUCUUAUUUUUGCUUCUUUGAAACCUGCAGACCAAACAGCUGAUCAAUGUACGACAGACAGAAGAGCACAACUGCAAAAUAGUGCAAAAACAAGUGGGCUUCUUGAUGGAUGGAUAAUAAGACAGUCAGUUGAGUCUGCAGAGGACUGUAGCCUAACUUGCACGACAGUUCUCCCUACAGUUUACUAUUAAAGAGGCUAAGCUGACCAACAUCUAUAGUCGUCACAUGUAUCUCAUACAACCUCACUCCAAAAAAACAAAAACAGAGCAAAAUCAUUUGAAGUCACAAAAACUGAUAGUCCCUGAUAGAUGGAGGGAUGCUGUCCAAAACUGAGCUUCUUAUUGGUACGACCAGUCCCUCCUGAUACAGCCACAGAUCAGGAUCCAGCUUGGAUCAAACCAGAUUAUGCUCAUUAAGUAUCUAUUUAAAUCUGUGUCACAUGAUUGAUGACCCAUUAGCCUCUUAGGUUCAUGUGACCCUGAUUGCUCAGUCAUGCCGAUUCUCCCUCUAUAACAUCAAGAGAAUCAGACCCUACCUGACAGAGCACACAGCACAGCUCCUGGUACAGGCUCUCUAUCAAACAUGGACCACUGCAGCUCCUUACUCCCUGUGCGCACAGUCAAACCUCUGCAGAUGGUUCAAAAUGCAGGUCUUUCCUGGUUUUCAACCAACUCAAAACGGCACAUCACUCUCUCGUUCACCUCUCUCCACUGGCAUGCAGUAGUAUCAAACAUAAAGCCCUACUUCUUGUCUACAAUACUGCAACUAAAUCAGCUCUUGCCCUCCUGAAAUCCCUCAUCCAGGUCUACACUUCCAUCUACCUGCUACACUCUGCCAGUGAGAGGUGCUGAAUUCUCCAUGAAAACAGGGCCCUUCGUCACUUCUUCUCCUCCAAUGCCCCCUGAUGGUGGAAUGAAUUACCAGACUCACUUAAGUCUGCAGAUUCUUCUUCUACCUUAAAGAAUAAACUGACGUCUUAGUUCUUUAGAAAACACCAACAAGCUUGGUGCCACUUGUUUGUAGCGAGACCUUGUCCAUCAACUGUUGUGGGGUGACGCAGCUCAAGGAAGAACAUUUAUGAUCAUUUCUUCACGAAAUGCAAUCAGACUGAGGUGCUAAGGCAGAAGAACUAUCGUGUCUGAAGUGCAACAUGAUUAUUAUGAUCACUAUUACUUCAAGGAAAUGAUAAAGUAAUGUUCAUGAAUGUUCUUCCUUGGGCUGGGUCACCCUCCUGCAGUCGAUGGACUCGCCCAAGGUCUCGCUGCAAACAAAAGGCUGCUGGAAGAGAGUAGGUGAGUUGUGUUUAGUCACUUUGCUCAAGAAAUUAGGUAAAGCUAAAAAGAUGUUUGAUAGUAAGUGCUAUGGCUGGGACCCUAUAUGUACUGUUGAUGAAGUUAGGUGCUGUUCUGAGCAUUAUUUGUGGCUAUAGAGUGGCUUUUUGGUUGAGUGCGUGUCUCUCUGUUUUGCUAUCUGGGGUUGUUACUAAAAUUGGUAUAACUAGAGAAGCAAGUGGUUGGCAAUAUUCAUCUCUCGAUGGGGUGUCCAACUCGGUCCUACAGUGUGCUUGACCCUAAAAACUUAAUUUCAUGGCGGAAUAUCCCCUUAAGUUACUUGCAGAUGUCUGUUAUUUAGACACAUGCAUCUGCUAAAUAAACCUGUAACACUGUCAAAUUAUAUCAGUUUCAUAUGAGAAAGUGAUUUGGGUCUUGGUGCUGCUAGUAUCAGUGAGUUACUGAGAUUUCUUCUAGAGUAUCAGUCACUGAUUUUGGUCUCUAUGUCCUCCGUAUGAGUAUAUGACCUGAAUAUUUGUAUUGCUGCUGUCUGAUGAUGACUGACAUGUUUUUUUUCCUUUCCUCUGUUUUCCACUCGCAGGUUGUGGGGAAUUGGUCUCAGUCAGUGAGCCUGUCACUCAAAGGAGGGCUGAUAACAUUGAGGGCAAAUAUGGAGUCUGGAUGCAGGAUCCUGAGGCUGUCUCUCCUUAUGGUCCCAACAUGAUCUGGCGGAUUGACACCGUGGGCUCCGAUGUCAGGAAGCUGUUUGGAUACGAUGACAUGGUCCAGUUCACCAAAGGUUUUCCAUCCAAGGUACGAAUCACAUGAUUAACAGAAGAUAAUAUCAAACUCGGCAUGAAAGAAAUCUGCAGGGGUCAGACUGUAUAUUGGUACCAUCACUCUUCGGUUUCCUUUGGUGGACCACAAAUGAGUGUGUCAACAUGCUUACUUUAAUUGUAUGCCACCUCCUGUAAUUAAGUCUCUGAAACCAUCAGUAGUUAACUAAUAUGACUAACCUGUUUAAAUCUUUUGAUUCGGCUAACAAUCUACAGAAGACAUUGUUUUCAACAUCAGCUCCAUCUUACCUCUCAAGUUGCUAGUUGGAAACAAUGGCAAGACACUGACAAGGAAGGUUUGGCUGAAUCUUAGUCACCACUAACAACUCCACUGUUGAUCAAUAGCUGAUCAACUUUGAGUCUUUGGAUAGUAAAUGAGAACAGGCUCUCAGUGUUUUAUCCCUCAUUACUGUUGUCUCUCAUAUCUUUAGGUGCUGCUGUUGCCAGAGCAGGUGGAGAGCACAGGUGCCACUGUGUACCGAGGCUCUCUCUACUAUCAGAGGCGUCGCAGCCGCACCUUGAUCCGUUAUGACCUGGCCUCUGAGAGCACCGCAGCUCGCCGGGACCUCCCCCAUGCUGGCUUCCAUGGCCAGUUCCCGUACUCCUGGGGGGGCUACACGGACAUCGACCUGUCCGUUGAUGAGCAGGGUCUGUGGGCCGUGUACUCCACCAACAAGGCCAAAGGAGCCAUCGUGAUAUCACAGCUGGACCCUCACAGCCUGCAGGUGAAGAGGAGCUGGGAGACUCAAAUCAGGAAGAACUCUGUGGCCAACUCCUUCAUCAUCUGCGGGAAGCUGUACACGGUGGCCAGCUACACUGCACCCAACACCAUGAUCAACUACAUGUAUGACACCGAAACCAGCCAGGGGAAGCCGGUGUCCAUCCCCUUUAAGAACAAACACUACUACAACAGCAUGAUCGACUACAACCUGGCUCAGAGAAAGCUCUUCGCCUGGGACAACUUCCACAUGGUAUCCUACGACGUCAGGCUCGGCCGCCCACAGCCAAACUAACGCCGCCGUCAGUGACUGUCAGAGUGAUAUUACGCUCACUCCUUCCUGCUUCAGAGACUCACAGCUUUAGAGCAUUUGUGGUAGAGAAGUUUAACUAACACGAUCAGUAUCAGCACAGAUGUAUAUAAAGAUGGACAACAUGGCUGUAGCUUCUCCUGUUGUUCAAAAAUGAUGCCAAAUGUUCCUUCAACAGGCACAGAUGCCUCUCAUAUCUAAAAUCAGAGUCUGUGCUUAAAGGAUCUGCUGGUGAUCCUGCAGUAAUAAUGUCCAGAACCUAAAUUUCAGUUGUUGAUAAAGGGUCAAAGCCUCUCAGGUGGGUCUCCUCCACAGUCAAGGCACAUUGUACAGUGGCCCUGAAGGGAAAUUGCAUAAACAUUUAAUGAACACAAAAACAAAUACAAAGGACAAGACAAAAAUGUUUCAUGAAGUGCAAAAGCAUUUCACAAAACAGUAAAAUAUUUAAGGAAGAAAAAAAAAUACACACCUCAAACACACACAAAAAAAUAUCAUUGAGCAGAAACCAAAUUGUCCAUGCAAGACAAAAACAUGUAAUAAUGUGCACAUUUGACAAAAUAAGAAACAUAAAAAAAAAACAAAAACAAAGUGCUCCACAUGUUCAUAUAAAGGAAGCAGGGUUUAAGGCUUAUACUGCAGCCAGCAGGGGGAGCUCUAAAUGUUUGGGCUUCUCUUUUCGGAAGCUGUCAUGGCCUCCAUCUUUUAUACAGUCCAUGAUGAACAAUAGAGCACAGACUGAGCUACCCAACUCCAGAGUGAGAUGAGGAUGUUAGAGGAAUGGCACCCCUUGUAGGUCUGCUUUUCUUUCUCCAGUUAGAGGGGCUUUUAUUGUGGUGAGGUCCACAGAAAUAUAUUUCAGAGGAUUAUUUUUGUACUGCCUUUGACUCAGAUGUAUGAUUUUAUUCUGUUGUUGAGUUAUAUAUAUAUUUGAUGUCUGAAAGUUGAAUUUUCAUUCAAUUUGAUAAGCUUAGUGGGAUAAAAAAAUGCAAAUUUUACACACAAUCUCCUGAUGUAUGACACCCAGCAAUGUUUCACCUGUCAACAUCUUCAGUUUGAUGAACUCUUCUCACUCAGCAUGUGUUGAAUAUUGCAUGUUCCUGUACACUGUAGUAACAUAAUUGUGUAAUGUUCAAACCUGUUAUCAAAUAAAGUUAAAUAACAGUUUGUA
This is a messenger RNA of Xyrichtys novacula (pearly razorfish), 13777 nucleotides long. Lineage: Eukaryota; Metazoa; Chordata; Actinopteri; Labriformes; Labridae. The record is from the annotation of a GenBank genome assembly.